This is a messenger RNA of Brienomyrus brachyistius, 8350 nucleotides long. It is a transcript of the gene kmt5c, whose product is annotated as lysine methyltransferase 5C. NCBI's taxonomy places the organism in Eukaryota, Metazoa, Chordata, Actinopteri, Osteoglossiformes, Mormyridae. Gene Ontology annotation, molecular function: protein binding; histone H4K20 methyltransferase activity. The record is from RefSeq and is a predicted model, not a curated record. The transcript is spliced from 9 exons. Gene Ontology annotation, cellular component: nucleus. Bases 96 to 7052 code for a protein of 2318 amino acids.
AUAGACAGGGGAUGAUGGUUAUUACGUCGACGAGAAGAUAAAAAAAUAAAGCUUACUCUGUUAGACGGCGCAAGGUAUGUUGAUGGAGGGUGGAGAUGGAGGGGUGUAAUAGAAUGAGUGUCAGAGAGCUGUGUGAGAUCGAUGACCUGGCCACGAGCCUCGUGUUGGACCCACUGCUGGGCUUCAGCACCCACAAGAUGAAUAUCAGUCCUCCCCCAGAAAUCCGCCGCUGGGGUUACCUCAGGGAGACGUUGCAGCGCUUCCGACGGACGCAUGACUUCCAGGUGACCUUUGAGGCACUAACGGUGGGGGACUGGGCCUGGGGCUACUUUGCGGAGCUGGGCUCUCACCGGCAGGAGUUGCUGAGACAGCAUGUGUACCGCUAUCUCAGCGCCUUCCUGAUGGAUAGUGGUGUUCAAAUUGAAUCGUGUGACCGUUACUCAUCAGAAACCAAUGGAGCCAAGAUCACUUCAACACGACAUUGGUUGGUGGGUGAACGCGUGGAGGUCUUGCAGGGCUGUAUUGCAGAGCUGAGUGCAGCUGAUAGUGCGGUUCUCCGAGCUGGAGUGAAUGAUUUCAGUGUGAUGUACUCCACCCGCAAGCGCUGUGCUCAACUGUGGCUGGGCCCUGCUGCCUUCAUCAAUCACGACUGCAGACCAAACUGUAAGUUUGUCCCAGGUGACAAGUAUGGUGCAUGUGUGAAAGUUGUCCGGCCCAUUUCUCCUGGGGAAGAGAUCACUUGUUACUAUGGUGACAGCUUUUUUGGUGAAGAUAACGAGAUGUGUGAGUGCUGCACGUGUGAGAGGAGAGGUGAGGGUUCCUUUAAGCAGAGAAAAAGGCAGACAGUCCAUACAGAUCCCAGUGAUGCCCCUGGCCAGAAGUACAGCCUAAGGGAGACCGAUCUUCGUCUGAGUCGGGUGAAGGGAAACUUCACCCAGUGCACAACCCUAGCGCUGAGCAGCAUGGCUUGUGCUUCCAAGGGGCCCCUUUCUCAGGGGAUGAAGAAGAAUAUGUUGUCCCCAAGCAGCAGGAAAUUGAAACUGUCUAAAGCUAACAGAUGGAAAACAGAUGAGAGAGGGAGACGAACAGAGAAGUACAACUUUACCAUCCCCUCUGUCUCGCAUACCAUGCUCAAGGACCUGCGAGUGUGUUUGCGUCGCUGCUCAGUGGACCAAUCAACAAGCACCUCAGAUGGCCUAGUCGAACGGCCAAAAGUGGAAGAGCUGGAAAGUGGGAUUAAGCAUGAUGUUUCCCUGAUCAUAGAGGACAAUGAAAAGAAAAAGAGCUGUCCAGAUUCUGAAUCACCUCCAGCAGUUGUCCUCCACGCUGGCUCUUCUGUGGUACCUAUGAAGAACUCUGGCAAGGGAAAUUUUGACAUGGUGGAAGAUUCUCUGCUCUGUGUGCAAGAAAGUGUCUCUUCUCGAACUAGGAACAUGACAAGAAAUAGGCCUUUGAGUGCUGGUUCAGAAUUAAGGGUUUGUAAAACUGACUCUGUACCCAGAAUUGUAUGUAGUUAUAGUAGUAGCAGCAGUAGCAGCAGCCAAAGUGGAAAUGGGAGUGGUAGUACUAAAUUCACCCCAGCAGCCAGGGAUGGCACAGCUACAGCCAUAGGUACCAUGAGGAGCACGAACUGCACCACUGUUAGUAGGUGCUGUGGUAGUGUGGCAUGUGCCAGUAAUCCAGCAUACACUGGAGGAGGACAGUCUAAGAGCAGUGGACCACGAGCAGCAGGCACAUGCCAGCCUUCAGAUGUAAGAAAGAACAGGUGUGGAAGUGCACCCACUCUGGGGACUGACAGGACCCUCCAAUCUACCAGAUGCUCACACGGCAGCAGUCAUAACAACUGCAGCGAAAGAACUGGGCUUUGUGAAGUUGUCACAAAUAACUCCUUGGGGAGACAGGAUAGCAAUGGACUUUGUACCCUAGAACCACAUCUCUGUGGUCCCUGCUCCUUGCCCUCCUCCUUCAGUUCUUACAACUGUGAAUCCUUUCCUGCUCGCCACCAGCCCCUUCUCUCAUUAUUUAAUCGGUACGUUACAGUUGAUCUGGUCAGGUUGUCCAGUCUAGAAAUGUGCAAGCUUGGUGAAAAGGCAGCGGAGGGAGAUGGGAAAGGGAUUAUGGAGAAAAUAGAUGGGAGCAGCGCUGGAGUAGAAGACAGGGAAACCAAAACUAGAGUUUCCAGAUCACAGGAGAACUCUAAGAGACGGAAUGGCAAGGAUUUUGGAAGACUUGAAGGUAAGAAAGGGUUGAGGGGUAUGUCAUUUAGAGCAGCUGAUAUAACUAACAUAGAAAGUGAAAUGGGUUCUAAAGUAAUUGCUGUUUUAUCACAGGGUGAACAAUACAAUGGUAAAGGGGAAUUCUGCAAGGCCACAUUUAAGACUGCAGAUAAAAAAGCAACCAAGGGCAAUAGGGCAGACGAAACCAGUCUUGAAAAUAGCGAAAGUAGGAAUUUAAGAUCUGUAUUAGAUUUCAGAGAUGAAAAACAUGGAGAAAUAGCAGCUAUGAAUGGGCACAACCUUUGCGUUAAGGAAGUGAGGGUUCUUCUUUUUGAUGUAUUUGAGAAGGCAAAGGUGGUGAAAGAUUUCAGCAAUAUCAGGGAGAAACUAGGAAACACUGGAUGUCCACAACUCAGUCAAGCGGGAGAUCUUGAAGAAUUGAUAACAGAAAAGGGUAACAUGAAAAUGAAGACGGCUAGGAAACACAUGAGUCAGACACCUCCAGCAGAUGAAACAAAAGAGGGUCAAUCAUCAAUGGUUCAUAUGGCAGAAUCUGAGCUCCAAGGUAGCCUGCAGCCAGUUUUUCACAUUUUGGAGCAUCUCCCAUCACAUGAUGCAGAAGAACCAAAGCCACCUCAGUCUUCUCUUUCGCCACUUAUUCCUCAUGCCAUUAUGAAGCCUGACUGUCUACCAUGUUUGGAUCCCAAUCCACAGGCCAAUGUCCCCCUUAAGAAACGGAUUCCUCGAAAAGAAAUGGACACUGAGAUUGAACAGGGGUUAAAUAUUGCUGGUUUAGAGGUUCUGUCAAUGAAGCUCACUGGACUUGGAGUAGAGAAUUUUACAGAUCAAAGACAUGACUUAGGAUUGAAUGAAGAAACUGAAGUAGCAGUUAGCUCAAGGUUAAAGGAUGGUGAAAUGACAGAAAAUCAUUGUUUGAAUGGUGACUCUGGCACUGCAAUUAAAGUGGUGACAUGUGACAUUAGAUCUAAAAAGAGAACUUUAGUAAGACCCUUGAAAGAGAGUGUAGCUUUCAGAAAGUUGCAUUCUAGAGUAAAGCAUUUAAAAUGUCGAGUAAGUCGACACAGAAAGGAGAGGCUGCUUAAAAAACAGAGAGAGAGAAGGGCAAAAUCGGGUAAAUCAAAGGUACUAGAAGAAUGUAAUAAAGCUGGUAGCAAAGUAGAUAUCCACUCAGACAGGCAAAUAACGAAACCCCUGGUGGCAUUUGAAAACACGGAAACAGAGGUAGAGUGGGAUCGAGGAGGGGAACAUGAGAGAGAGUGCGAGAAAAAAAUAAAGGAAGCUAUGGUGCAUGCAAGAAUGGAGACUGAAGAAAUGGACAUACCAAAAAGAAUGGUGCUGGCUCAAGAAAGUGAGAUAGCUGAGAAGGAAAACUUCAAAUCGGCAACUGAUUCUGGGACUAAAAGGACUUCAGCCUGUUUUGGGGUCUCCCUGACUGAUGUAAUAGAGGAAAACCCUGAAGGAGAACCUCAGGCUGCAGAGACUGACAUGAGGACAGGAAACUGGAGAGAAGAAGUAAGGUGGCGUGAAGAGCAUUUGGGAAUGCAACAACGGGCUGCAGACCAGGUCCUAAUAAACAAAUGUGGCGUGAAAGAACAUUUUAAAUUUCGCUUUAAGAGAAAACAAGGGGAGGAAUGGGAGAUGGCAAGGAACGUGGAAAGGGAUGUGGAUGGAAAUAAAAGCUCAGCAAAUGAAGUUGAGCUGCUAGAACCCUUUAAAUCUCUUCUGGACUGUGUCUCUGAUUUGAACAAUGAAAAGGAGAGGAAUGUUUGCUGCAAGGGAGAACAGGAAGAAGCACUACUGGAACAGAGUAUGCAAAGAGGCAACAUGGGAAGAAUAAAGAAUGCAGUUUUCAAGCCAGGGUGUAAUAUUGACAAGGUGAACGAGAAGAAAAACAUAGAAACUGACACUAGUAGAGUAGCUUUGGAACAAAUGCAAGAGGACAGAAUGGAAAAUGUUUUUCGGGGAAUUGAAGAUAAAGCAGAGGACAAGGAAACAAAAUCUCUCCUGCUUAAAAAAACUCAUAAAUGUAAAACAGUUAAAGUUCUAGAGAGUGACAUAAUUGGAAGGUCUUACAAAAAUAAAGUAUCUGAUAAACAUGUCAAAGACUGUGACAUUAAGGAUAAAGAACAAAUAAAAAAGUGUAAGACAGAACCAGUGGACAUGGGUGGUGACCAAGGUCUUUUGAAUAUUGGUAAAGAGGAUCUCUCCUUACUGAGAAUACGACUACGAAGAAAACCUGAAGGUGAAUGGACUGUGGACUUUAUUGGCCAUAAACAAAAGAGUGAUGUUUCAAGGACUAGCAUAAGCUUUGGUCAGGAUGUGCUAGAGAGACCAUACACGGUACGUGUGAAUUACCAUGAACUUAAAAAUGUAGACUCAUCAUCCUUUAUAAACAAACCAAGGAGAGUCCUAAUGAAGUCUGCAAAAGCAGAUCCUUCCUCUCUCCCACUCUCACCUGUUUCUCUCCAUUCUCCUCAUGGCAUGAAUGAAGAACCUGGCCGAAAAUGGCAAGGAUUACCGAGGAGAGCAAUUGAAAAAACCAAGAACAGAGUAAUAAAACCUCCAUCAAGAAAAUGGUGGAGGAGAACCGAGGAGCAAAAGAGAACCAGCUGUCCUAGCCACGUGCUUAAUGUGAACAACGCGUCUGUUUUCUCCACAGUGAAGGUGGCAAACCCUUUGUGCACCUCUUACAAUGAUUUCCCCACUGAUACAAAUUCUACCUCAUUCCAGCUACAGCCAAAACCUCAAGAUUUACCUUUCUUUUCAGAGAGUUCUCUCCCUCUUGCCGAUUCUAGUAGUACUCACUGUUGUGAGGAUGUUCUUGAUUUCCAGUCCUUAAACUUAGAAGGAUAUUACGAGAUGCCUCCACAAAGCCACCUCCAAAGCUCUUUAACAGAUUUUUGCCCCAUGGAAGAAAACAACCAGUCUUUCAGUGGUCCAUUCUCACAGGCCACAUCUGAGACAUGGCAAGCAGAAACUUCUUAUCUCGAUACACCUAGUCCUGGAAGUCAUUUCAGCCCAGGAGGAGAAUUUCAAAGUUUCUCUGAUAUCUGUUCAUCAAAGAAUGAGUCUCUCACUCUGAAUGAGGGUCUGAGCUCCACAAAAGAUACAGCAUCUCUAAGCACCUCAAAUGUUGGUUUUUCAUCUCCUCUUGAACCUGUCGCUCAGAAAAAUGCAGUCCUGUUAAAUUGCUCUCUGGACAGAAAUAAACUGGCAUACAUGAAGCAAGAUUCAGGCACGCAGUCACUUCCUUUCACUGGAAGGAAUCAGUAUGCCAACAGAGAAUUAUUUGACACAGCACCAAGUUCUAGGCAUACAUCUUCAAACUCCCUCUCUCAGGCUCCUCAACACAAUCCUCUUGAUUACUUUUACUCCAGAGGAGAUUCCAUCCGCUCAGAUUGUGGUAAACUCCAGUCAUUUGUGCAAGACAAGCCCUUGAUGCCUUUGAGCACGCCUAGUUCUACAGGCAAACCAGAAUAUUUUACUAAUAGUCAAAUUGCAGCUGGCUUGUACAGCUCUGGGACACAGAAUCAAACCAUGAAGUCGUACCCUUUGACUACAGCAAAUAAUUCUGUAUUUUAUUCACAAAUGAACACUGUGAACCGGGGGGAUGUGUGUGUGCAUGAUAAAAAUGUAGGUGUUUUGCAUAACCCAAACUGCGCUGUUAAAAGUCACUGUGGUCGGCAGGAUCAAAAUUUCUGUGCAACUUCUUGGCUGAAUGGAACAGCCAUUAAAAAUGCAGACCUGUACACUAAGACGCAAAGCACAAAAACUGGAUAUUUUGAUCUGGGAAAAAAUCGUCCCUGUUACAAUGUUUCAUCUUCCAAUGUUGCCUGUCAUCAAGGUAGCUUGUCACAAUAUGAUUUUAAUAUGGGAAAAGUAUCAAUUAAUUUUGAGACGCCUAAAUUCCCAAGCAAGUCUCUCUCUCAUAAUGAGAAAGGUCAGCCAGUAUAUCGGACAUCCAGUAAAGAUGCAGUAAUUUUUGAGAAACCCCUAUCUGUUAAAUCAAGUCAUUCCUGUAAUUUAUCAGGUAAAACACUCUCCCCUUUCCAUAAGUCCUUCAUUUCUUCCAGUCCGCUUGCUAAUGACUGUUUAUCUCAUAAUCAAAGUCCAAUCCAGGACAAAUCCCAAACUCUGUUGCAUGCUGAAAAUGUCCGUUUUGCUUGUGAAAUGUCUUCGUGUUCAGACAAACGCCAACUGCCUUUUUCCAAGGCCCCGUCCUUUGUACGCUCUGAACAUUCAAAUUUCACCUACAGUCCAUCUGUGUCUAUGGACCAAUCGCAGACAUCAUCCCAGAAUAACAGCCCUCAAACAGUUUGCAGUCAUGACUCUGUGCCGCAGGUACCGGUUAAUAAGAUUCAGUCCAGCUCUUUUUGUCAGGCUUCUCCAUAUGUUUUCAACAUCACUGGCGACCACACUGUUACCCUGGAUUACAAGGAUGGAAGGGAAUAUUUGAACUAUCCAAGGGCGGCCGCUACAAAUUGCACCUACCGCUGCCUGAUGGAGCCUUCUGGAACGCAAGGCAGGCUAGUCCUUGAGCCAUGUGGACCAAAGUCCUCAAACUAUUCACCUUGUUUCUCUGUAGGCAACAUUGCUGGUGUGGGAAGCAAGGAAGCGAUGCGGAGGGACGCUCAUGGUAGGAAGGAUGUGCAUCAGCCUGGCCCUACUCUUGCCCAUCCUGCCCACUCGGGGUCCUGCUCCCUCCCCACGUUUUCACACUCCCUGAUUCCCCCCCACCCAGACAGGAGACCCAAGAGGUUAAGACUUGUUGUAACAGAGGGAUCUGUGGAUCUAGACCUACAGUAUACAGACUGAUGUAGUGGUACAUUUUGCUGAGCUGUUGCAAUUCUUGGUACACAUUUGUUUUACAGGUGGUUUAGGAGUAAACCUUUAACAAGGUUCAUCAUUUGACAAAGUUUGCCUGAGCCAUGUAAGGGAAUAGUAUUAGAAUUUUUUUUUUUAAUUGACACUUUUAAAUCGAUGCAUUACCUGUUUCUGUCUCAGUGUUUGCAAUUUGACCAGAACCUGGGGUGAUGGCAAAGCUGGUUGACAGGAGCUGCUGUUUGUUCAGUGGGACUUUUUACAUUUUUAUUCUCCCAAAACGUAUAUGAUCUCCUCUGUGUUCUUGGGAAAUUUGUUUGUAAGAGUAAAGAAGGUGUUUUUACUAUAAAAUAAAAUGUUCUUAUUUAACUUUUAUAAUAGCAUAUGUAAGGCACAUGGGGGUGCUGAUGUGCUGUUCAGUGAAUAUUUGUACUGUAUUGAAAUCUUAAACCUAGUUGUACAAUUUUCAUUUAUACAAUAUGUCCAUCUCUUUGUUUGAGGGCACACAGUUUGCGCAUCGCCUUUCCAAACUGAACUGAAAGAGUACUUGAUGCAAAUAUAAAUGUACACCUUGUGUAAUUUUGUAGACUUUGUAAGAUUCCGUGGAAGGUUUCCUGAGAAAUUGCAUAUUUGUGAAUGGCAGUUGGAGGGGAAGUCAGAAGUGUUAUAGUGAGGCAAAGCAUCAGAGGCCUGAUACUGGAUUCAUUGUCUGCAACUUAUACUGCUUGCUUUAUGACCUUAUGUAACAACUCACAGAUUGAAGCACAGUGUUUCCACAUGUGAGGGAAGGGCAGCAGGGUUUUAAAUGUCUUGGUAUGUUCUAUCUCUGUGGCUAGGGCCGUGUAUUGCUUAUGCUGUGUUUGUUCUCGAUUCGUAUCAGGUGCAAUGACAUGGGACAGAAGCCUGCUGGUACAGCAGCUGUAUAUCAUUUCAACAUAGCAUACAAACUCUGCUCUUUCUAUACAGUUGUUCACCUGAGGCUCUGUUAUUUGUGGAUCUGUGUGUAUUUUUCUCUUUUUUUUCCCCCCCAAAUACCUUGAUAUGUACCUGAUUGAUACUUGAUGGGAUGAAAGCCGCAACGAUGCUAAUAAGAGAGCCGAAAGGGGGAGCAGCUGGGUGCCAGGUGCAGGCCAGUGUGGUCCAGAUCUCACAUGUGAGCAGUAAGCUAGACAGAACAGGAAUGGCCCAUUCAUUUGACUGUCUUUUUAAUAAACGGUGCUUUAAUACAUAACAUUAAUAUAUCAUUGAUUGUCUGUUUGUUGUGAAUAAAGUCACUACAGAGGUUUCACAUA